Tigriopus californicus is the source of this 1557-nucleotide messenger RNA. It is a transcript of the gene Nprl2, whose product is annotated as GATOR complex protein NPRL2-like. The transcript is spliced from 3 exons. Gene Ontology annotation, molecular function: GTPase activator activity. Lineage: Eukaryota; Metazoa; Arthropoda; Copepoda; Harpacticoida; Harpacticidae. The record is from RefSeq and is a predicted model, not a curated record. The coding region runs from base 247 to 1494 and encodes 415 amino acids. Gene Ontology annotation, cellular component: vacuolar membrane; GATOR1 complex. Gene Ontology annotation, biological process: cellular response to amino acid starvation; positive regulation of autophagy; negative regulation of TORC1 signaling.
CCCUGUGGAUGAGCCAAACAUCAUUAUCCGUGCGUGUGUGGAAUACACAUGACCUCAAGGGAAGAUAGAUAUCUGCCCCGAAGCGCUGGAUUACAGUCCCUCCCUUCCCUCUGGCCCAACCCGCUCACCAGGGCUUAAGUGUCCCCUUGCCAGCCAGAAAAAAAAACCAUCAUCUAGUCGCACUGGCCUUCUUCCGACCAAUGGUUGUGCGUCCCCAUUGGCGUCCUUUAUCAUCCCAGCUCCACUAUGGCAGGUGUGGCUCCUCGAGGGGCACCGCAAGUAGCCCCGGAGCGGCCCCCUAACCCCCCAGGGCCGUCGGAUGCGCCUCCGGGCGAAGAUGAGGAAUGUCGCCUCCAAGAGGGCUGUGGUCAGGACGGGCCGCUCCGGUCGAUUUUUUUGGCCGAGUUCCAUCAUGUGCAAGGGCCGGUGAUUCGCUGUGAAGCCACCACUGAUGGCGAACCCUUGAUGACCAAGGACUUCUUUGACGCUACCAGCGUGUUCAUCAUCCCCAAGAUGAAGAUGACCAAUCGAACACUCACCUUUAACGUGAAAGGCAUGAAAGUCCUGGGCUUUCCUGUGGUGAUUUCGGACAAGAAGUAUCCACGAAAUCAGUUCAUGUUUAAUGUGGGCUUUGUUUGUUACGACUGGUCGAGAUCGAUACAAUAUGAAUCGGCCUUGAAGAAGUUGUGCAAAUUCUUCCUGACUUUAGAACGUGAAGAGCAGUCCAUCUCAAAAAAUGAAAAUACGCCCAACAUUCUCAUCAUGCUCCAGAACACCUUGAGGGAUUUAAAUCUUCAAGGGAGUGCCAUUACCAGUGCGGGAGACUACUUGCUACAACUGCAAGUGAUUGGAAACCCUCCCGAUCCUCCAGUUGUAUACGAUUAUAGUGUUCCAGUUCUUUAUGAUGUGUGGAAUGACUUACAGCAUGAAAACUUCGACCUAACCACGAACAAGAUCAUUUCCCACAUUGAUGGAGUGCACACGGUUCGACGAAUCGCCCAGCUUGCCCAUGUCGACACUGGUCUGGUAAAAGUGUGCGUUCAAAAUUUGACCUUUUUUGACCUCGUUAGUAUCGUGUCCAUAUUUCGAUUCUCCAAUUGCUAUUGUACGACCACCAAAGUGCGAGAUAUUCUGGAUAAACCAUCACUCCAAGCUGAUAUGCUGGAAUUGUGCGCAUUGUCAGAAGAGCGUCCCAGUAUUCGCGCUAUCUACCGUUUUGUCACUGAAAUGAAGCAUGGCAAGACCAUCCGUGCUUUGGUCUUCCAAUAUCCUAAUCUUGGCGUGGACAUCAUGUGUUUAGUUCAAUUUCUCUGCAUACAUGGGAUCAUUCGGCGCGUUCAUACCUAUCCCUUCUUGGAAGUCCAAGGACAACCUCAUGAGAUAUACAACGGAUGCAUUCCCUUGGAUGACUUCUGCACAAAGUUGGGCAUGUCUCCUGAAAACGCUGAAGAAUAUCUAGAGCGAUCAUUUAAUGUUCAAUUUUUAAAGAAAUAAGACAUUUCUAAAGGGAGCUUUGUCAGAUUUUCAUGCAAAUACAUUCGGACCAAUCCUUUUUUA